AUCACUUAUAUCUCAUGAUCCUUCACAGUAUACCCUCGCUGCCUCGCCUAUUACUGCUCGAGCUGGCAUGGUGAACAUCACAUCAUUGACUGUGCGAUGGCGUGCUACGUGAUAGUGGGGUUUUAUCGGUGUAAACUGUACGCCACUGGCUGCGCUCAAGCUGAAAGACUUUGAGGCGUAUUGAGCAGCAAUACGAAAUCAGUUGUUUCCGCAUAAAACCCAACCAUGGCACCUACAAUCCGUCUCGUGGUGCUCUCACACCUCGCUCUCUUAUAACAACUUUGCUACGAGCGUAUCACUAUCUUCCGUAGGGACCUCUUCAUGGCUGAACUGAGCGAAAAAGAGGCUGCGGCCUCUGGCACCAAGCCUAUCAAGACCCCUGAUGACCAUAUCCCGGGAUUACCAAGAGCGAUCGAAAACAAAGUAGGUGCCGAUGCGGCACUGGAGAUGCUCAGGGAAACUGGCGGCUUGACCCAGCCUUUGGAUCCAGAGCGCAACAGACGUCUUCUCCGUCGCAUUGACUUUCAUAUUAUGCCGCUGAUCUGCACUGUGUAUUUUCUGCAGUAUAUCGACAAGACAGCAAUAUCGUAUGCCAGUGUGACAGGCCUCCAACAAUCCACUGGACUGGUCGGAAACCAGUUCAACUGGGUUGCGUCGAUCUUCUUUUUCGGACAACUGCUGUUUGAGUUUCCCACGAUCAGACUGAUGCAGAUGUUCCCUCUGGCUAAGUACGUAUCCGUCAAUGUGACUCUAUGGGGUACAGUUCUGGCGUGUAUGGCGGCAUGCAAGAGCUAUGGAGGCCUUCUGGCGUGCCGCUUCUUUCUCGGCAUGCUUGAGGCUGCAAUCGUGCCUGCUUGGGUUCUUUUUACAUCACAGUGGUAUAGCAAGGAGGAGCAGGUCUUCCGUGUAGGAAUAUGGUUCUCGGUAUGCGGUGCAGCACAGAUGUUCGGCGGCUUCUUCGCCUAUGGUGUGGCUAUUCAUGUUGGGGCGGACCCAAAUGCCGCGUUGAAGGGCUGGCAGGUGAUAUUCCUGUUCCUAGGACUCUUUACGGCUCUUAUUGGCAUUGCAUUUUGGUUCAUCAUGCCGGACUCACCCGCAGUAGCCGGGUUUUUGGACAAGGAACAGAAAGCUCUCCAUCUCGAGCGUAUCAGAGGCAACGAGCAAGGUAUCGGGUCGCAAACCUUCAAGUGGGCGCAUGUCCGGGAAGCACUUACGGAUACAAUGACCUGGCUCUAUGCUUUUUGGAUCUUCGCUGCCAACAUACCAAACUCGAUUGCAACCAGUUUUGGAAACAUCCUGGUCAAAGGUAUGGGUUAUGGCAGCGAAGAGUCUUUACUCCUUGUGACGCCCCUCGGUGCCUGGGAGAUUGUGGCACUUCUGGGCUUGACAUAUGGUGCAAUGAAAACAAGGCAACGCUUGUACUUUUGCAUUGCUGGUCAUAUUCCAGCCAUUAUCGGCGCAAUACUAAUGGCGACGACCGACCGCAUUCCCGCGCUUAUCGGCUAUUACACGAGCGGUAGUAUUCCAAUUGGCUGGACGACAAUACUCGGACUACAGAGUUCUAAUGUGGCGGGAUCAACGAAAAAGGUCACGGUCGCAGCCAUAGGGACGAUUGCUUACACAGUUGGGAAUAUCAUAUCACCGCAAACCUUCCAGAGUCGCGAUGCCCCGAGGUAUUUGCCCGCCAAGAUCUCUAUAUGUAUCAUUUACUUCUUGAUCACUAUUGACCUGCUCAUAAUGCGAUGGGUCUUGGACAAAAGAAACCGGAAACGAGACCAAGCGAAAGUGGCUUCGGGCGAUGCAUAUAAAACGGAAGAGAACCAUGAGUUUUUAGACUUGACUGACCUUGAGAAUAAGGAGUUCCGCUAUGAGUUGUAGCAUUCAGUUACAACCAAAUGUAUAGUGGGUUGUAAACAUCACUACAGUCACGUAAAUACUCAUAUUGCACACGACUUCCGAUCAGUCAUUUCGGUAAUUCCAGGAAUCUGGGUCUCUUAAAUAAAACCAAUCAGGAUGGAGGACAAGAGUACACCAACUGGCUAUGGUCGAAGACUGGGCUUACGUCCAAUCUUGCAGUGAACCACGAUCUUUCAAUACACGUUGUUUCCCACUGCUCAAUCCUCAUAAAUUUGGUUAUUUGUAAUGCUCGUGCGAAAGGAAUUUGAAUUUAUUGACUGUUGCACAAGAUAAACUUAGCGA
Molecule: messenger RNA, 2199 nt
Organism: Truncatella angustata
Lineage: Eukaryota; Fungi; Ascomycota; Sordariomycetes; Amphisphaeriales; Sporocadaceae
Product: major facilitator superfamily domain-containing protein
Exons: 1
Coding region: 322-1878 (518 amino acids)
Biological process (GO): dipeptide transport; tripeptide transport; allantoate transport
Cellular component (GO): plasma membrane
Molecular function (GO): dipeptide transmembrane transporter activity; allantoate transmembrane transporter activity
Source: RefSeq, a predicted model, not a curated record